AUGACAAACCCAACUCCCGAUUUUAGUGCGCAGAUCAAGUUUGGUUCCAUUGGGGACACCGCCCAGUCCUUUGGCAAGUUGACUGUAGUCCCUACGGCUUCUGAAACCGUGCUAUCCGACGCGCUCCUGUCUCCCGAGAUGGACCCAAAGGCUUCCUCUAACAACGACGACAACACAAAGAAGGUGGUCCACAAGAAGCCGAAGAUUUCCUUCUUGGUGGAUGCCAAAGACGAAAUUGUGGAACAAGUCCAUGAAUAUUACUUCCCGGCAAACUGCGAAGAAGAGUGCUGGUGGACCGACGAUGAACUCGAUCAACUGUUGACCGAGGCCAUGCUGGUCGCUGAGCACUUUACCACAAAGCGCAAGGACUGGCAGAACAAAAUCAAAACUGUCCUCAAAGGAUGCGCGGGUGGAAAGUCCAAGGACGGCAAGCCUGUCAAGAUCAAGGCAUCAGAUCUAGACUUUGUAGUAGACAGCGAAGCAAGAGGAUUGGAACUGUACAUUCAUCCCAUUUUUCAAAAGAACCGAGUAAAGGCCGUCAAAGGAGUGGUCAAAGUACAAGCGGAGUACAAUGCUUGCGAGAAAAAGAAGGGCAAGAAGGAUCCAGAAUUGCGAUUAAAGGUUUUGAGGGCACAGUCCUUGAAGCUGACGCAGACAGCACGCACCAUGGCCAAGACUAUGGCGGACGGCGAUAGACGCGUGGCGCAGGAUGGCGAGGACCGCAACGAAGCAAAUAAUGGACUACUAGCUGGAAUUCCUCCCGGUGAAGAGGUGGUCCCAUCGGAGGAACUGCGAACUCCCUCGGCAGAGCUGAAACCAGAAGAGUUUGAAACCCCACCACCUCGACCAAAGAGAGGCCUUAGCCCCAUGAGAAGAAGUGAUCGUCCGACUGGCUUGGCAGCUCUGCGCGAUCAAAACAACCGACGGAUGUUAGGAAAAGGCUCUGGCGGCAUUACUGCGCUACAAGGGGAACUGCAAGAUCUCUCAGAUCACAGCUCUUCGUAG
Seminavis robusta is the source of this 1005-nucleotide messenger RNA. NCBI's taxonomy places the organism in Eukaryota, Bacillariophyta, Bacillariophyceae, Naviculales, Naviculaceae. The record is from the annotation of a GenBank genome assembly.